UUGUAGUCUGUAAAUGGUGACAGUAGUGUCGUUAACACGGCUGUAAGGAAAGGCGAUGAAAUGAAAAGCGAACGGAAGUACUGAAAAGAAGAGACAAGCCAUGAUUUCUGACUAUUUUCGCUAGGUUUUUAGAGUUUGUAUUUGUUGAGGAACAGCAGAGGUACUUUAUUUAGUCUUUUUUUUCAGCGCGAUGGAGCAGCCGGUGCCUAAAAAUAAAUUGAAGAAGCUCAGUGAAGACAGUCUAACCAAGCAACCAGAGGAAGUUUUUGAUGUCCUUGAAAAACUUGGUGAAGGGUCCUAUGGAAGUGUGUUCAAAGCAAUCCAUAAAGAAUCAGGCCAAGUGGUGGCCAUUAAGCAGGUUCCUGUGGAGUCGGACCUGCAGGAGAUCAUCAAGGAGAUCUCCAUUAUGCAGCAAUGUGACAGUCCCUAUGUGGUGAAAUACUAUGGCAGUUAUUUUAAAAACACAGACCUGUGGAUCGUGAUGGAGUACUGUGGCGCUGGCUCUGUAUCUGAUAUCAUUCGGUUACGUAACAAAACACUCACAGAAGACGAGAUUGCUACUAUCCUUAAAUCCACAUUGAAAGGUCUUGAGUAUUUGCACUUCAUGAGAAAGAUCCAUAGAGACAUCAAAGCUGGGAAUAUUCUUCUUAAUACUGAGGGACAUGCUAAACUGGCAGACUUCGGAGUAGCUGGGCAGCUUACUGACACGAUGGCUAAGAGGAACACUGUGAUUGGCACACCGUUCUGGAUGGCUCCGGAGGUGAUUCAGGAGAUUGGGUAUAAUUGUGUGGCAGAUAUCUGGUCUCUGGGCAUCACUUCUAUAGAAAUGGCAGAGGGCAAACCUCCUUAUGCAGACAUUCAUCCAAUGAGAGCGAUUUUUAUGAUUCCAACGAAUCCACCACCAACAUUCCGGAAACCUGAACUGUGGAGUGACGAUUUCACAGACUUUGUAAAGAAAUGUUUAGUGAAGAACCCAGAUCAGAGAGCCACAGCUACUCAACUGUUACAGCAUCCCUUCAUAACGAGUGCUAAACCGGUGACCAUUCUGAGGGACCUGAUCACAGAAGCGAUGGAGAUGAAGGCAAAAAGACAACAGGAGCAGCAGCGUGAGCUGGAAGAGGAGGAUGACAACUCGGAGGAGGAGGUGGAGGUGGACUCACACACCAUGGUGAAGUCUGGCUCAGAAAGCGCUGGCACCAUGAGAGCAACAGGCACUAUGAGUGACGGCGCUCAGACCAUGAUCGAGCACGGCAGCACCAUGCUGGAGUCAGACCUGGGCACCAUGGUCAUCAACAGCGAUGAGGAAGACGAAGAUGAAGAUGUGGGCUCAAUGAGGAGAAACCCAACAGUGCCACAAGCACAGCGCCCAUCUUUCAUGGAUUACUUUGAUAAGCAGGACUCAAACAAAGCACAGGAGAGUUACAAUCACAACCAGCAGGACCCUUACCAUAUGCCCAAGACUGCUUUCCCAGACAACUGGAAAGUACCACAAGAUGGAGACUUCGAUUUUCUGAAAAACCUCGACUUUGAGGAGCUGCAGAUGCGCCUCAGUGCUCUGGACCCCAUGAUGGAGCGGGAAAUCGAGGAGCUGCGGCAGCGCUACACAGCCAAGAGGCAGCCCAUUCUCGAUGCCAUGGAUGCCAAGAAGCGCCGGCAACAAAACUUCUAAGACUGACCCCAGAAAGAAAGCAAGUAAAUUCAGAAAAAAAGAACUGGCAGGCCAGAUUAUUUCCCCUCUUAUAGUCUUAUAUUCAGUUUCACUCCUGACGCUGAGCCUCUUACUGUAAGCACUCAGCUGCUGAUUAGCCACAGGAGCAUCUGGCUAAGUAUUAGAAUGCUGUUUUACUUUAUUUCUAGGGAAUUUAUCUGAGGCCUGAGCCUUGUUUUCAAAGGUUGCUCUGUGUACACUAACACAAGUACAGCAACAUUUAAGAUAAAAGUGUAAAGGGGAAGAAAUGGCAGCAAAUCAGGAUAGUCAUUUGAUAGGAUGAAACAUUCACAAGGACCAGUGAGCUGAAAUUUCUGUGUAAGGUAGUGAAGGUUUUCAUUUAGCAGACUCAAAUCUAAUUGAUCUACAAAUCUGUACACUUAUUCAAAUCUGAAUGAGGACAGGAGGUGUUAAUGUCCUCUUUCCUCACAUAUUUCUUUAGCCAUGACAUCAUGUAAUGCCACACUGUUUCUCAGCAUGGCUGCCGUCUGGAGUCAUGAUCAUCAACCUUAUGACUGAAAUCACAUCUUGUUCACUAUGUAGUGCACUGAUUUAGGUGUUUUGCUCUUGUCUAAACCAAUAGCAGAAAAUAGUCAUUAUGCUCAUUGUAAACUACAGUGCACUCCAAUAGGUUAAACCAAACAGCAGACCCAAUCUGGUACAGGAUAACUAAUCGGUUUUUAUCUGGAGCAGGAGUGUUAGAUUAGGUUUGAAACAUGAUUAAAACACGACUAAAACCUCUGCAGAGGUGCCAACAUUUCUAACAUGAAACUUUUUAAUUUCAGAAGUGAAACGAGCAACAGUAAGAAAACAGCUGGUGGAGCAGCUACUUAAAAAUAAACAGCUGCUUCAUCUUAAACAACAAACGAGACAAUGUCACCGAUUUGUUUUCUAAGUCCAAGGGUUGUGAAUUCACAGGUCAGAGUUCACCUAGGUAAUGCUGGUCCAAUGAGAAAGUAUCCACCACCAGAAGCAAAUGUGUAUCUUCAACAUUUCACAUCCCAAGUCCUUUCCCUUCAGUAAAUUGGUUUUUCUGCUGGGUGAAUUUUACUCACGUUUGGUCAGACCACUGCUUUAUCUGUAAAAGCAGAACAACGUAGUUUCCAGGUAACUCUCAUAUCACCAUAGCAAGGAGUCACAAACUGAAAAUGCUAUGUCUGAACCAGGCAUUCCCAAACAAGGUGUCACAACUCCACAUGGGGAUCACUUGAUUUACCAACGGGGUCACAAGAGAAACUCACAACCUCCUCUUUUGUUUCAUUUGUUUAUUUUACAAAUUAAUGUCAGAAAUAUCGAAGAGGAGGCACAUUUACAUUAACAAGGUACAUGUUAUUUUAGUCUUUUUCACUAUAAUGACAUGCUGCAUUAGCGUAGUUCAGCAAUAAAAAUGAGCAAAUUUCCCCGUCCAUCUGCUUCUAUGAAACAAACUAGCAUUAUGUCUCAAAUCACAUACUUGUGUACUGUUCUAGACUAACACUAACCAGUUUUCCUGUUACUCUUAGUGUUUGAAUUUUAAAAACCUCACCUUCAGAUCUACUGAAAGCUCUGUUUUGUGUACCAGUUUUCAGGAUUUUUCUAGAUCAGUAAAUACUUUUCAGUGUAAGGUCAGAGUUUUCGAUUUAAGAUACAGCCCAUGACAAUAAUCAUGAUGACAGUGGAAAGUUUUAAAAAGAGACAGAGCUGAUCAGUGUGUUUAACAUCACUGUGUAUAAAAUCACUAAAUAUUUUACAGUUCAAUUUGGAAACCUGAUGGACAUGGGUGUUUUGGCUCUGAUGUGCCAUCUAGAGAAUGUUGCAUUUAAAUCUUCCAGAUGUGCAUAAUAUACACACCGGGUGUGUGAAUAAUAAUGCUGCUUGCAUUACCACUGCUUCUGCACGUACACACAAAAUCUUGGGUCAAGUAUAAACCAGACUCCUGUGCUUCACAUUGGAUUGAUUUCCUGUAACAACAGAACUGACCGGUAAAUCAGUGCAAGGAAUAUUCCUUAGUUUUUUUUUGUUUUUUUUUUUGUUUUGUUUUUUUGUUUUGUUUUUUUUUAGUCACUUACAUUACACAUACUUAUGUUACUAACAUCAUAAAAUGUUCAAAUGUUGCAGUAGUCCUAUAUAAAUCUAGAAUUUAAAAACAAAAUGUAGAGUGGUCAAGGUUUGGAAUUCAUAAAAUUCAUUUGGGAUUGUUCGCCUAAAAAUUUUGGGAACGCCUGGUCUAAACUAUAGAUAUUGGCACCUCUGCCUCUGUAAUCAUGUGACUAUUUGGAUGAAUUACCACAUGAGAUAUGGUUGGACUUAUUAAAGUAAACCAAAGACAAUCAAAGUAGUGGAACAUCAAAGAGAGCUUUCAUUAGUCAGCCCAAACUUGCAGUCUUAAAAGGGCUUCCCUUACUUCGUCUGGAAUUGCUCUGAGUGAGGUUUCUACUGCUGUGGGACCAGGUUUUAGUAGACUGUGGAUUUGAAUGAAGCUUGAAAUAUCCUCUUUGUAGUAGUAAUUGAAGCAGUUAUUAUAAUUGUACUCCUUACAGUUAAGCUUUUGCUUAUGGACACCACCCUAUCUCUGUAAAUAUGCAUGGAGUAUUUAAGUUUCAUGUUUGAUUCCUAUAUUGAAUGUCAUCUUUCUUGUUUUUGAAAUUGUCUUUUUUUCACAUUGAUAUUUCCAUUUUGAAUCCUAAGCUCUGUAAACACUCCUGUAAAGAAGUGCAAAUCACACACCCUCGGACUGUCACUUUAUCUCAGGGGUUGAUGAACAGUACUUUGUCUUGAUUGAAUUGAUUGUUUUGAAAUGACAUUUCUGAUGUCUGACCUCUGUGUCUGUGGGACCAGCAUUAUUAUUUGGUCUGUCUGUUACUGGUACUUAAGCAAUACCACAAACAUACUCUGAAAAAAAUGGCUAUAACAAUAUUGUCAUAGAGGAGGAAACUGUUACAUACAAGGCAGUGAUAUAGUACAGCUAUGCGAUGUAGUACAUGGAUCUUUAUAAUCAUUACCAGUUUGAGGCCUGUUGUGGACAUUUUGCUAAUAUUGUCUUAAAAUUAUGUGACACAUAGCUUGUUUGGUGAAUUGAUUUUACAAGAACUUGCUUAUGAAAUGCGUUUGGUUGUGCUUAAAAUGCCUUACUUUUGUCUUUGAUCAGUUAUAUCAAUUUCAUACUUUCUGACAUGUAUUAUAAAAUUCCACUCUAUUCUAAUUUAUUGUGCAUUUUUAUAUCCAUUUAUAGCUGCUGUUGCAUGAAAACCUUUCUUAAACAUAACAUAGUUUGAAAGUUUUUGAAUUCCCCACAUGCAUCACAUCUGUGAAUGGUUAAAAACAAAGUGAUGUUUUCUAGUUUUCAUCUCACCUGAAAAUAUUGAUAUUGAUAUUUUGGAGAAAGGUUUUCUUGCGGUAGAAGUUUGUCACUCUCUCCUCCGAGAGUGAAGUCUUUAAUAAAAGUCACUUUCUUGUCA
Messenger RNA from Pangasianodon hypophthalmus (striped catfish), 5145 nucleotides. It is a transcript of the gene stk3, whose product is annotated as serine/threonine kinase 3 (STE20 homolog, yeast). NCBI's taxonomy places the organism in Eukaryota, Metazoa, Chordata, Actinopteri, Siluriformes, Pangasiidae. The transcript is spliced from 11 exons. Gene Ontology annotation, molecular function: ATP binding; protein serine/threonine kinase activity. Bases 191 to 1669 code for a protein of 492 amino acids. The record is from RefSeq and is a predicted model, not a curated record. Gene Ontology annotation, biological process: protein phosphorylation; intracellular signal transduction; regulation of MAPK cascade. Gene Ontology annotation, cellular component: cytoplasm.